AUGAGUUUGCUUCUUCUCGGAUAUCAUCUAAAAAUUUCGGCAUGCGAGCUGGUGGCGCUGGGGCCGCUGCUGACGUCAGAGCCGCCGCCGCUGGUGGUGGUGGGGGCGUCGGGGGCGCGGCUGCACUGCGCCGCCAAGGGCGAUCCCCAGCCGCGCGUCUCCUGGCUGGCCGCAGACGGCUCGCCCCUGCUCGACGAACCGGGUCUCAGGCGGGUGCUUGGCGAUGGCUCGCUGCAGGUGAGCCGAGUGCGCGGCCCGCUAUUAGUGCGCUGCCGAGCUGCUAGCCCGCGAGGCGCUGUGCUCUCGCGACUCGUCACCUUGCAGUCCGCAGGUGACACCAGGUGGGAGGCGGUGGUGGAGGCGGGGGCGGUGUCCGAGGGCGGUGUGGCCGCGCUGCGGUGCCGCUCCGACGGCGGCGCGGCGCCCCUGCAACCCACCGCUUGGUACCGCGACGGAAGGGCCAUCGACACCUCAGAUCCGCGCUAUCUCUCCGCUGGUGACACGUUGUUGAUUCGCGACGUGACACCUUCCGACGCGGCAGCCUACAGCUGCCUCGCGCGACAUCCGCACUACGACCUCGCCAAGCGCUCGGGCACCACUUCUCUCAACGUCAUACCGGCGAGCGGCGUGGGGGGCGCGGGCGGUGCGGGGGGCGCGCCGCGUCUGGCUCCGGGCGCGGCCGAACUGAGCGCGCCUCGGGGCACCGACUUCUGCCUGCCUUGCGCCGCCGCCGACUACCCCGUGCCGCACUACACAUGGUAUCGCGAACGUGAGGGGCGGCUGCAGCCUGUGCAGCUUGGAGGUAAUGCUGGGAGCGUAAUGACGUCAACGGGAGCGGAGAGCUCGCUGCGCGCAUGGGCGGGUGGAGCCGCUCUAUGCGGCAAGGCGACGCCAGAGCUGGCCGGCGCCUGGCUCUGCAAAGCUUACAACGGCUUCGGUGACGCCACGCUGCAACUGCGCCUAAACGUCGACGCGGAGCUGAACGUCACCGUUGCACCCCCCGUAUUGGUGGCGGAAGUGGGCAGCACGGUGAUGCUCAACUGCAGCACCAAUCUGCCGGCGUCGUUGUCUUGGCUGCACGACGGAGUGCCGCUGCAGGCGAGCGGAGCGCGGCUGGCGGUGCGCGGCGUGGGGCGCGCCCACAGGGGCAUGUACCAGUGCCUGGCCUCGAGAGGCGCGCGCCAAGCACACGCCGCGGCAGAACUGCGCCUGGCAGGUGUGUGGCUUCUCCAAUACUUCAUUGUUACGCAGAUCAUCACUCAUCAUGAGCAUACCAAUCUCAUGAUGAGUGAUGAUCCGCGUGACGGACGUCCUUCAAUAGCAAUAUCUGAAUAUAAAAUCAGUUCUAUGCAGCUCAUGGUAAAAGAAGAUAAGAAAGCGACCUUCCAGCUUUUUAACAGUUGGAUUCCAGAUAAUUUGAACGAAAAACAGAAACGCCUUCGCAUGGAUUGGUGUCGCGAAAAGUUAGAAAAACUGAACGGAGGUGACUCUAAUGUUGUCAUCGUCACAGGUGUCGGCCGGCGCCUAACAAAUAGCGUUGCGCGCCCGCACCGCCUUCAAAGCCGCGAGAUUUACGAGCGGCAUAAGCUUGCACCAAGCCCACCUUCAUCAUUUUCCCCUUCGCGAACUUAUUUUAACUCUGUUUCACCUCAUAGAAUCGAGGACAGUCGUGUAUCGCUCCGUAUAGAAGGCGAUAGGGUGGCACUAGAGCAGCCCACUCUGAAAGAGCCCCGUACAAUGAGCGCCCUGAAUUUCAACAGCGCAGAGUGCAGUCGAGCGGGCGAACAGGAUCGGCGACUGCUCGGCCACUCCGCUCCCGAGCUGCAGUACACGUUCAUAGAGCAAGCAUUACGUGCGGGUGGCAGUGCAGCGCUUCGGUGCGUGGCAGCCGCCUCACCACCACCACGCAUCUCCUGGCUGCUAGAUGGGCAGCCUAUCGAACAGUUCCUGCCACACCACAGGUACCGCAUAAGCGAAGAGUCCACUCCUUUGGGCGACGCGGCGUCCCUCCUCAACGUGUCCGUGUCGGCGUCGGACGGCGGCCGCUACACGUGCCGCGCCCACAACGCCCUCGGCGCCGCUGAACACUCCGCCAGGCUUAACGUCUACGGUCCACCAGCUGUGCGCGCCCUGGGCCCACUGCGUUUGGUUGCAGGCGAGAACGUCACAGUCUACUGCCCCUACUCCGGAUAUCCGAUCAGCUCGGUUUGGUGGCGUCGGUCGGGUGGUGCGGGCGGUGGAGGCGGCGGUGCGGAGGUGGGGGCGGCGGGGCGGGUGUCGGCGCGCGACGGCGCGCUGCGGCUGCGGCCGGCGCUGGCGCGGGACGCGGGCCGCUACGCGUGCGGCGUCUCUGCGCCGGGGGGGGCCACCGCCGCAGGCGACGUCGACAUACAAGUGCGGAAUCCACCGAAAAUAUCACCAUUCAUUUUCUCUUCGGAGCUGACGGAAGGCAGUACAGUUCAAGUGCUGUGCGGUGUAUCCUCGGGUGACAAACCUAUGUACUUUUCAUGGCUAAAGGAUGGGCAACCGAUUCCCGGUGAUUUGCAGAUAGAAGAGAAAAGCUUAAAUGAAUUUUCUCUACUGAUGUUCUCCGACCUCACAGCAAGGCACAGCGGGGACUAUACCUGCCGUGUGUCCAAUCACGCCGCCACCGCCAACUACACGGCCAAUCUCAAUGUCAAAGUCGCGCCGGCAUGGGUCACAGAGCCCUUGGAUUCAGCGGUGCUCCUAGGGGCGCCCCUAUUAUUGGAGUGCGCGGCUAAGGGCUACCCUACGCCCGUAGUAACAUGGUACAGAAAAAUAGGGGAUGGCAUGGAGGGCGCGGAUCGGUGGGAGGCUGCGGGUGCAGAAUGGGGCCAGGGCGCGGGCUUCUCGCAUGCAGCAGGGGUUGCCGUCGGGGGCGGCGAGGGGGGAGCGGCGGGAGGGCGCUUGAGCGCGCGAGUUUCUACCAGAGACCUGCAGGGCAUGUACCGAUGCACAGCGGACAACGGCGUUGGCGCACCGCUCCUCAAGAACGUUAACGUCACUGUGCAUGAGCCGGCCCAUUUUUCUGGUCCGGAUGCGACGGCGCGCAACGUGUCCGGUGUGAGGGGCGCAGCCGCCGCGCUUUGGUGCGAAGCGCGAGGCGAUGCGCCCCUGGCGCUGCACUGGACACAUCGCGGCCUCAAGCUAGACCUCGACUCGUUUAGGUGGACAAUUUCGGAAACACGAUCUGGCGACGGUUUGCGAUCGGUACUGAAACUUCGCGCGGUGGAGCGAGAGGACGCGGGAGAGUACCGGUGCCAAGCACACAACCGCUUCGGCAGAAGUGAGCUCGUUAUGUUCUUACACGUUGAAGAGCCUCCGGAAGCGCCACGGUCCGUACAGUUGGCGGGUACGAGUUCGCAGUGGAUACGCGUCCGAUGGCGGGCGCAGCCCCAGACUAGUGUACGUUAUUCUGCUCUCUGCACUCCAAUACAUACAAUCCCGAAUUCGGACGACACAACACAAGUGUUCAAUUUAACACUAGAGGCAGAAGAUCGAGAAAGCCCUGACGCCCAAGGAUACCGUUCAUUAAGUUCAAAGCUGGAAGGGUUAAGGCCGGCCGCCGCGUAUUCACUGAGGCUUGUAGCUUCCAACCACGUCGGUCCGUCACCACAUUCAGAGCCGCUGCUAUUUACGACUCUUGAGGAAGCUCCUAGUGGAACACCGCAAAAUAUUCACGUGAAGCCAAUAAAUACGGAGGAAUUGCACGUAGCGUGGUCUGCACCGCCUCAGCACACAUGGAACGGAGAGUUGCUAGGAUAUGCUGUGUCGUGGCGAGAGUUGAGUCGAUUCGAAGAAGGUAGCUCAGAGGGGUGGGGCCUGCGGUCCGGUUGCAGCGUGUCUGGUGGCUGGAGUAGCAGUGAACUUGUGCUACGUGGGUUGCGCCAAUUCGCUCGCUACGCUGUUACUGUGCGCGCGUUUAACACCGCCGGUGCCGGCCCACAUUCACCUGUGGUAUACGCCACUACUGCUGACGGAGUACCAGAAGCGUCACCCAGCGCAGUGACAUGCGUAGCGGAGGGUGCGCGCUCGCUACGUGUGCGCUGGACUCCGCCCCGCGCCGUUCACGACGCUCUGCGCGGCUACGAAGUGCUGUACGCGCCUAUUCACAAUGCGCCCACUUGGAGUGGAACGGGUGUAGAGCAGAUAGUGGGGGCGGUGGGUGGUGGGGCGCGCGAGGUAUUGGUGCCCGCGCUGCGAGCCGCCUCCAACUACUCGGUGCGGGUACAGGCGCGCGCACCGCGCGGCACCGGCCCACCCUCGCCGCCCGUGCACUGCGCCACCCACGAAGAUGUUCCGGGCGCGGUGGAGACGUUGCGUGCGGUGGCCGUCUCUCAUGACGCGGUGCGUGUCGCGUGGCUGCCGCCCGCUGAGCCCACGGGCCGCGUCACGCAUUACACGCUCCACAUCAGGGAGCUUGGCAAGGUCGGCGGAGAGUGGUCCCAACGCGUGGAGACGAGCGCGGGGCCGGGCGAGGAGGAGGAGGCGGAGUGCAGCGCGGAGGUGUCGGGCCUGCGCGCGCGCGCCGCCUUCGAGUUCCGCGUGCGCGCGCACUCUGUGGCCGGCGGGGGGCCUCGCAGCCGCGCCGCCGCCGCCGCCACCGCGCAGCCGGACGCGCCGCUGAGUGCGCGCAUCUGGUCGGUGGGCCGCGCGGUGUGGGCGCGUGCGGGCGGCCGAGUGAGGCUCCGUUGCGCAGCAGCGGGCACGCCGCCUCUGGCGCGGCGCUGGACGCCUCUGCCGCCGGCGCACACGCUCACGGACGCCGGUGACCUGCUGCUGCACAAGGUGGAGAGCGGCGGCAACUACUCGUGUUCUGUGCGCAACGCGGCGGGCGGCGACCGCGUGCUGUACGCGGUGCGCGUGCGGCGCGCCCCCUCCGCGCCCGCGCCGCGCCUCCUGCGCGCCGACUCUCACGCGCUGCACCUCGCCUGGGACCCGCCGCCCGACAACGGCUCGCCCAUUCUCGGAUAUAGCAUAUGGUGGCGGCGUGCUUGGACGGCCGAUGAGCACGAGCACGAGGCUCGCAGCAUACCAACUGCCGGCAACAAGUUGACACUGCGCGGGUUGGCGUGCGGAGCGCCGUACGCCGUGUGGAUGCAUUCGCACAACGCCCUCGGCGCAUCGCCACCCUCUCAUACGCUCACCCUGCGCACCAAAGGAGACAAGGCGAAGGCGCCGCUGGGCAAGGAGCUGAUCUGGGCCAACAGCAGCGCUCUAAGACUCAACUUGCUCACGUGGGGGGGUCGGUGCCCUGUGGCUCGCUGGGCGCUCAGAGUUGCCGACAACGAUGUCACCGCUGACGGAGAGUCUGCCAUGGCCGGUAAUUUGGAACCGGGGCGUUGGUAUGAGAUUCGUGUAACGGCUUACUCGCCCGCCGGUGACACGAUGGCACUCUAUAGAGCACCUACACUCACAGUCAAUGGAGAACGUAUCGGAGCGCCCACGGAGCUGCCCCUGACGGGUGACUCGAGCGCUGCGGGUGGCGGGCUGGGCGGGGGCGGGGGCAGCGGGGCGGGCGGCUGGCGGGGCGCGUGGCGGGGCGCCGCCGCGGCCGCCCUGGGCGCCGCCGCGCUCGCGCUGCUCGCCGCGGGCGCCGCACUCGCCGCGGCGCGCUUCCGCCCCCCGCGCCCCGACCCCGACACGAGCGCGAAGAAGCUGCCGCCACCCGAUGGUGACCUGCAGGAAAUAAGUCCGUACGCGACGUUCAGCAUGUCGUCGUCCGCGACUGGAGGAGCUAGAAGUUGCGCCUUGCAUGUCCACUCGCUGGCGCGGGCGGAUUCGCUGGAAUUGGCCGCGCCACCGCCGCGGCCGCAUCUUGCACCUCAUUCCACAGAGUACGGCAGCGGCUCCGAGUCGAGCGGCUCCCCGUGCGCCACGUGCGCCGCGGAGCUGUACCGAGUGCCCGCCGCGCGCCUCGCCGACACGCUGCCGGCGGGCGAAUGGUGCGCGGAGGACAGACGUGUUCCGAGAAAAGGGCCGCGCUCCUCUAGGGCGGAGAGGGGAGAGAGGGGCGAGAGGGGGGAGCGCGGGGAGAGGGCGAGAAGACGCGACACCUCAAGGCUCGUGCAAACGCCCACCGGCAGAUAUUUCUCAACGGCGUCACUCGAGUCGCGUCGCGCCGCGCUC
Molecule: messenger RNA, 6150 nt
Organism: Iphiclides podalirius (scarce swallowtail)
Lineage: Eukaryota; Metazoa; Arthropoda; Insecta; Lepidoptera; Papilionidae
Source: the annotation of a GenBank genome assembly